CAAACCUAAAUGAACUUUGCCCAAAGACUUCCAGACACCAUAUGUAGUCUUGGAAUAAAGAAGGAUACUCUAUGUACACAGAAAUGUUUGUUAAAAACUCAACCCUGAAACCCUGAGUAGACUUAUUCAUUGAGCAAUGCAGAGUGGCCAGCUUUCUCGCCACAUGAGGAUCCACACUGGGGAGAAACCGCUUGGAGUGUCGGGUUUUCCUCCCAUCUGGACUCGAGACCUGGCUUCCACACUGGGGAGAAGCUGUAGAAAUGCUUGGAGUGUGAGAACCAUCAGAGAACCCACGCGGGCCAAAAGCCAUUCAGAUGCUUAGGAAGUGGCAAGACCUGUAGGAAUAGCACAGACCUUCCUUUACAUUGCAGAGAAGGUCCAGAUAGAACAAACUUUCAUUGCCAGAAGAUGUUCAACUGCAACACGUCGGCGAUCACUUCCGGGGAUGCCCCAUUGUAUCAGAAGCUGGAAAGAAGCAUGAUUGGUCAGCAGGAAGCAGGAGGAGACCUUGAUGCGAUCAAAGAAGAACCAGGAGGAGACCUUGAUGCGAUCAAAGAAGAACCAGGAGGAGACCUUGAUGCAAUCAAAGAAGAACCAGUAGGAGACCCUGAUUUGAUCAAAGAGGAAGCAGAAGAAGACCUUGAUGUCACCCCGGCUGGGAGAAGCGAUGGCGGACCCUGGGUCACUGCUGGGGAGAAGACCCCCUUGGAGGUGACUCUUGGCCACAAUGGACAGCCAGGGCCAUGCAAAAUACAACCGGCAGGAGAGGUCAAGGAGGUUGGCUCGGAAACCAAGUCGGGACCACCCCUCCGGUGGGUGGUGAAGGAGGAGGGCAACGGAAACGCAAUGCUUCAUCCUCUUCCUCCCUCUUCCUCAGGGGGCCUUGAUAGGCAUAAAAGAAAUCACAAAGGAGAGAAACGGUAUAAAUGUGAGGAUUGUGGAAAGGCCUUCACUGAGAAUGCAAACCUUAAAGUGCACAGACGAAUCCACACAGGAGAGAAACCAUAUAAAUGCUUGGAGUGUGGAAAGAACUUCACUGUGAGAAGUCAACUUACUGAGCAUACAAGAACCCACACAGGAGAGAAACCAUAUAAAUGUGUGGAGUGUGGAAGGGGCUGCGCUACGAAAUGGAAGCUUAAUGUGCACAAAAGAAUCCACACGGGAGAAAAACCAUAUAAAUGCUUGGAGUGUGGAAAGAGCUUCUCUGUGAGUGCAAGCCUUAAAGUGCACAGAAGAACCCACACUGGAGAGAAACCAUAUAAAUGCUUGGAAUGUGGAAAGAGCUUCAGUGGGAGGACAAAUUUUAAAGCGCAUGAAAGGACUCACAUGCAAGAGAAACCUUAUAAAUGCCUGGAGUGCGGAAAGAGUUUCCAUUCAAAAGGAUACCUUGCUAAGCAUAAUAGAAUCCACACAGGAGAGAAGCCAUUCAAAUGUGUAGAGUGUGGAAUGUCCUUCAGUUUUAGAGCAAGCCUUAAUCUGCAUAAAAGAACCCACACUGGAGAGAAACCAUAUAAAUGCAUGGAGUGUGGAAAGAGCUUCAGUAUGAGAGGAAACCUUACUGAGCAUAGAAGAACCCACUCAGGAAAGAAACCAUAUACAUGCCUGGUUUGUGGAAAGAGCUUCCAUGUUAAAGAAUACCUUAAUAAGCAUAAUAGAACCCACACAGGAGAGAAACCGUACAAAUGUUUGGAGUGUGGAAAAUGCUUCAGUGCGAAAGAAAGCCUUAAUGUGCAUACAAGAACCCACACGGGAGAGAAACCAUAUAAAUGUGUGGAAUGUGGAAAGAGCUUCCAUGUGAGGGGGGGACUUACUGUGCAUGAAAGGAGCCACAUGAAAGAGAAACCAUAUAAAUGCCUGGAGUGUGGAAAGAGUUUCAGUGUGAGGGGGAAACUGACUGUGCAUGAAAAGAUCCACAUGAAAGAGAAACCAUACAAAUGCCUGGAGUGCGGAGGGAGCUUUUCCCGGAAAGCAGGCCUUGGCUCCCACCAAAGAAUCCACAUGAGGAAACAAACCUAAAUGCUUAGAGUGUGGAAAGAACUUUGCCCAAAGACUUCCAGACACCAUAUGUAGUCUUGGAGUAAAGAAGAUACCCUAUGUACACAGAAAUGUUUGUUAAAAACUCAACCCUGAAACCCUGAGUUCAUUGAGCAAUGUGAGUACUGUAGCUUAACUCUUAUAAAAAUGGAACCAUUCCCCUUCUUUGAUGGGAUGGGUGAAUGGCAUGAGAGUUGUCCAUCUCAGAAGAACUUAAAAGGAGCUUUGGGCCCUUCUACUUUCUUUGCCAUGGCACUUCUUUUGGCUUUUUAGUAUGUCUCGAUGGUAGGGGGCACUUGUGCUUUUAGCUCUCCAUGGAAUGGCCCUCGACUUAUCCAUGGGUCGUAUCAAAAUCCAUAACAUUGGCCUCAAAAGCCGCCUUUCACAUAUACAAGUCGACUUAUCCAUGAGCAUAUGAGGGAAAUAUGGCAAAGAAGAAAUAGCGCAUUUCACUGCAUAAUAGUCACACUAUUUCCCAUGUAAAAAGGAGGUACGACUAUUAUGUGAAGUCAAAAUCUGGUGGCUUUUGUGUGUGUUUUUUAAAAAAAAAAAUUAAAGACCUUGAAUUCUAAAUUGGGAGGAAGGGGAGAGAUGAUCCAGAGAAAAACCCUACAAAUGCUUGGAGUGCUACCAGAGCAUAGUAGUCCACACCUUAGUCACAUCCCGUUUAGACUACUGCAACGGUCUCUACGUAGGGCUGUUUGAAGAUAGUUCGGAAACUUCAGAACUUCCAGAGAUCAGCAGCCAGGCUACUAACUGGAGCACCGUUCAGGGAGAGAACCACUCCCCAUGCUGCUGCAGCUCACUGGCUGCCGGUUGGCUUCCAGGCUAAAUACAAAGGGCAGGUUCUUACCUUUAAAGCCCUAAACAGCUAGGGCCCAGAUUAGUUGAUGAACCGCAUCUCCAACUAUAGAUCAACUCGGACACUGUGGUCAUUGGAGGAGGCCCUGCUCUUGGUCCCACCCCCGUCCCUAGUGUGGAUGGUGGGAACGAGAGAAAGGUCCUUCUCCUUGUCCCCCACCUCCCUUCCUUUGGACCUCCCUUUCAAAGAAGUUAAAGAUGACCCCCUCCCUCCCUUCCCUCAAGAAAUAGCUGAAGACUUACCUUUGCUCACUGGUUUACGAGGAGGAAUAGAUGAUAAUACUACCAUUAUACCUCGGAUUAAUAGCUGCUAUCAGUAUCUGUGCCAUGUUAGCCCCACCUGCUCAAUAGACAUCUUGAGCAGUGAUUCUAUUUGCCCACAAGGAACUGAGAAAGCUUCUGUUCAAUGUUUGAUGUUUUGUUUUAGGUCUGAUAUAACAGGUUGUGUUUUUAAUUUAAUUUAAGUUGUUAAUUUAUAAUUUGUUUUUAUAUGUUGGGUUGUCAAUUUUUGUUAAUUUUUUAUAAAUAAUUUUAUUAAUAAAACAAAAUUGUUUUAUCCAAUCUAUAAAAGGAGAGGGGAAGGGGCCAAAGACAUAAAAAAUGGGAAAAGGCAAAAUAAAAAACAAACAAAAAAAGGAAAGACUGUGGGGUAUCUUGACUUCCAUCUACUUCUUGGUAUGGUCUUCUCAAAAACAUUCAUACGUGCAAAAAGAAAAAUGAUUCCCUUUCUUUUUUCAUAACUUCUCCUUUCUCUCUGUAACUACUUGUAGGUAGCUAUUUUCUUAUAAAUUCUUUCUAGUUUAUGUUAUUAUUUUCAUCUUGACUUGUUUCAAAUAGUCCUUAAUUGGUUGCCAGUUUUUUUUCAAUUUUUGGUAGCCCUUGGUUUGUUAGUAUCAGAUAGUUUAAUCUGUUCAUAUUCAUAAUAUCCAUUAUUUUUACCAGCCAAUCUUCAAUCGAAGGUGUUUCCUUAAGUCUCCAAUUCCUAGCAUAUCCUUGUCACAGUGACUAGGUAGUUGAAUAAAAUCUUGUUUCUCUCUCUCUAGGUCUAGCAUUCCCAACAGAAAAUACAUGGGUUCCAAUUUGAGAUUUAUUUCUAACAUUUUCUGGAUUUUUGCAUGGUUCUCUCCAGUAUUUUUUAGCAGUUUCACAUGUCUACCAUGAAUGGAAGAAAAUACGUGUCUGCUUUUCACAUUUCCAACAUUUAUCGGAUAGAUUUUUAUAGCAUUUGGACAAUUUUUGUGGCGUGAUGUACCAUUGGUACAUCGUCUUGUACUAGUUUUUUCUUAUCUUUAUUAAUGUAUUCAUUCAUCUGUCUAUGUUUAUUAAUGUAUUCAUUCAUCUGUCUAAUUAAAUUUAUCAGUCUAGCAAAUGAGAAAAAAGAGGCGGAUUUGCAAAAACAGAAAAACAGAAAAUUUUGGGGAUCAUUUUGUUAUAACUUUACUGAUAAAAAUUUGAGAAAAGUAUAAAGAGAGAUUGUAUAUGAUAACACCGAUAUGGGUAUCCUCACUUAAGGCAAUCCAAAGAACAGAAUUAGGGAGGCAAAACUGGCCCACUUAUAGGGAUAUACUUAUAAAAGACAAAAAUACAGACUGAGAAAACAAGAAGAAAUAAACCAAAAAUUUAAAAAUGUUUCCUGGUUUCAACAUGGGUAUACUGUUGUGUUUGAGCAUUUUAUGUUUGGAAUUCGCCCUGAGUCCCUCCAGAGAGAUAGGGCAGAAUAUAAAUAAAGUUGUAUUUUAUUAUUA
Messenger RNA from Anolis carolinensis (green anole), 4640 nucleotides. RefSeq names its product oocyte zinc finger protein XlCOF22-like. The record is from RefSeq and is a predicted model, not a curated record. The transcript has 4 exons. The coding region runs from base 409 to 2016 and encodes 535 amino acids. Gene Ontology annotation, molecular function: DNA-binding transcription factor activity, RNA polymerase II-specific; RNA polymerase II cis-regulatory region sequence-specific DNA binding. Gene Ontology annotation, biological process: regulation of transcription by RNA polymerase II. Lineage: Eukaryota; Metazoa; Chordata; Lepidosauria; Squamata; Anolidae.